Molecule: messenger RNA, 363 nt
Organism: Paraglomus occultum
Lineage: Eukaryota; Fungi; Glomeromycota; Glomeromycetes; Paraglomerales; Paraglomeraceae
Source: the annotation of a GenBank genome assembly
AUGCGAGGGUGCAUUGGCAAUGACAACAUACGGAGGUGGAAUAAUGGCGGUAAUCGUGGCUUAAUCUGCGACAAGGAUGGUGCUACUUAUAGAGUCACUCCAAAUACAAUGUAUAUUGGAAUGACAACAUAUGAUACCAACUCGAAUCCAACAGCAGUAGAUUCGAUGUCUGGGUCUGUUGAUGGUCUUGCACUUGGUAGAACCAUUCAUGAAAGUCAUUUCGGUGUAGUAUACAACAAUUACCGGGCCGGUCAAACAAUCAGAAUGUGUUUCGAUGCAGGCUCUCGAUUCGUAACUGCUGUAGCUGCGGCUAUGAUUCCUGGCUCCGGCAAUAACGACGAAUUUACAGUACUCUUAGAAUAA